AUGUCUCCUUCGCCUCCGCGGCAAGGUCUGAGCAAGCGAACCCGCGCCGGAAGUAACCAGCCACAGUCGCGAUUGUCCACCCCAGCGCGACGCGGUGGUGUCCUAGCUCCUGUCAGAGACGAUGACUCUGUGUUUUCUGGAUCCGGGAUGGAUGUGGACGAGGAGGGUUCCGAGAUAUAUGAGCGGGGACCGCGGACGGAAACCGUAUUCUCGAAAUCGAGGGAGAUGACGGUAACGUUCUACGCGCAUUUGCCUCUGGAGGUUAAGCAGGCCCUUCGCAAUGCAGACUUCUUCAGGGAGGGGUAUACAGGGGAUGUAGAUCCCGUAACCGGUUUCGCGGUAGUUGCUUCUUUGACCACAUGUUUCGUGUGGAAGUAUAGUCAGGCUUUGACGGGGACCCCGACAUGCUACAUCUUCAGUUGUCCGCUCGAUGUCUCUCCUCCACCGAUGACCACGCCAUUUCACGCCCUCGUCCCGUUCGGCGCACAACGCGAACCAGGACUCAUCAUUAGUUCGAACAUUGGACAGGUGAAAUUCUGGGAUAGCAUCGCAAUGGGCCUGGCGGGAGGCGACAACUAUACGUUCUUGCUUUUGGGGUUACAGACGGGGGAGAAUGUGACAAGUCUCGCCCGCGCGGACGCGCUGACGUUCAUUCUUUCAACCUCUAUAGGCCGACUAUUCCGACUACUAGUAACCUCGUCCGGCGGGAAGUACCACUUAUCCCACCAUGUCUUCAGCCGGCCAUCUUCUUCCCUGUCCUUGACCCGUCUCCUCCCGGGUUUCUGGUCUGUCCAGGAGCUGCAGCCACAGCCUGGCAACAUCAAUGCGGUCGCCGUCUGUGAUCUUGCUCGUGGUGCCACUGGACGCGUACUAUGGACCCUUGUUGAUACUAGGCUGCAACAAUGGAACAUGUCUAUUGAAGGUUGGGAAGAAUUGUUGAUGGAGGAGGACGUUGGUGACCAGACACGGGAAGCGAUUCGGAAGCAAUUCCCCUACGCUCCGCCAGAGGAUAUCGACCUGGACCUUGAACUCCUCGAUUUGAAGAUGCAGGGGACCAACGACAUGGUUCUGCUCGUUUCCUUCGCUGGCCAGGACGACGACAUCUCCAUGGAGGUAGUAGCGCAUCCUCGCCGCAUCUAUGCCAUCCUCUCCAUCAGGCAUCUACCUGGGGCCUUCCAUGUUCUGAAAGUGCAAGCAGUCCCAUACCAGAGCACAUCCAGCUCUGGCGCACCCAUGCACCCCAGGUUGCAGACUGUUGUUCCAGCGAAGCUCGUUGCAGUACAGUUCGGGGACGCGGUGACGAUAUGCUCACAAGAGAACGACUAUAUGGAUCGACUAGAGCUUAAAUCGACCAGUGAUCGUACAUUGGGCGUCGGUGUCAUCGAGAGAGAGAGCUCGUUGCUGGUCCUCACUGCUGCGACCAUGAUGAAAACAGAGAUCGACCUCGACGAGGUCGCGCGGUUCCAUCCUGAAACUGGUCGUGCCACUUUGAUCAAGUCGACCAUGACGAAGGCGAUCCUGUACGGUUCAUUGCCAGAAAAUCCUUUGCACUUCAGCUUCCCUCCUGAGAUCGACGAAGAGGCACUCAUGACCGGCGCUGAACAACUGAGUGAAGCUGUUCUCGAAUCGGAUCCCGAGGUUGUGCGCGUCCACCAUGACCUCAACUCUCAAAUGACCGGCCGUAAGGAACGUCUAAGCUUCCUGAUUAAAUUCAUCAACGACAAUUCAGCGUUGACGAAGAUGUCUCAACGGAGUCGUCAAACGCUGGCCACGGAUGCGGAGAAGCUCUACGCGGCCCAUCAGCUUUGGCAACGCCAUAACGAGAUACGCAGGUCUGGACAUGCUCGUGAUCUCCUCUAUGAUGCUGUAUAUCACUACAUGAGCUCUAUUGGCGAAGGUCAUCAUGAGGAUUCCCUCCGCGCGUUUCUCAGACUCCGUGUACGGGACCUCGGCAGUCUUCUCCCCCAUGUUGACGAACUGGUUCAUCGUGCGUCGUCGACCCUGAACGGGAACUCCGCUGAGGUCAUUGAUCAAGCGAAUCAAAUCGUUCUGACGAUCCUUCAAUGUGCACAUAACUACAGGCAGUUCAACUUGGGUGUGUACGGCAUCGGGGUCAACGAACCCAUGAUCGACCCAUGGACGAGCCAGCCAAACGUCAUUGACCUCGUCAACGAGCUGUUCCUUCUUACGACCCAGCUUGUAGAGGCGGGAGCUGGUGAUGCAGAGGCCGCAAGCACCAAGAGGUUACCAAGAUCUCAGCUGUCCGAUCUAGCGUCGACUCUCUUCCGAUGCGUUCAAGAACGACUGGAUUGGCUGGACAGCCCCAGUGCUGCAGAACAGUCGGGAGUGGAGAGGGAACGCUCAGAGCUCAAGGAGCAGUUCCGUCAGCUUCGCCCUGAGGUUCUGGAGACGCUGAGAAGGAACGAAUUCGCCAACGAGGCAUUCAAGUUGGCGGAAGACUACCACGAUUUCCGGAGCCUCGCGUCUCUGUGCCACAAGGGCAAGGUUUACCCUCCACAAGAGAACCCCAACGCGGCGCGGAUAGAAGCAUACAUCGAGAAAUUCAAGGAGGCGUUCACGACGGAGCUCUACCACUGGUACAUCGAGCACGGCGAGCUGCGCACCCUGUUCGCACAGCAAGACCAUAUCGAAUAUAUGGAUCUAUUCUUCGCCGAACAUCCCCAUCCUGGUAUCUCCUGGUUGCAUGACCUCGGGCGUGGUCGUUUUGCGCUUGCAUCCCAGGCCUUGCUGUCGGAGGCAGAACACGCUCCGGAGAUCGCCUCAAAACAACUCAUGCUCAGCAUGGGGAAGCUCUCGCAUCUCGCACAGUUGCACGAAGGCCAGACUUCCAUCAGCCAGGAUGUCUUGGAUGCUUUCCAUGAUGGGUUGGAUUUUGUGAGCGUACACGAGACGGUGACCGAGGAUUUGAAGAAGGCCCUUGCAUCCGUGCGGCAGCGGCAGUCGCUAGAGAUGCAGGUAGAGACCAUUGCCCAGCAAAAGGCGAUGAACCUUGGCAAUCGUCGAGCGUUCUAUAACGUAUUCAAGCACCUUGUUCGCUUGCUGCUGCAAGGCAAAGCACUGUCUGUUGAGGAUAUGGCCGACGUCCUCACUCUGAAAGACAACUACGAGUACGUAGGGGAUUAUGUCACUGCGCUACAUCUCUUAGCUCGCGCGGAGACCAUUCCCAGCGGGCGGAGGCUGAACGCGUUCAGAAACGUCUGGCGACGGAUCUUGUUACAUGAUGAUUGGAACAUGAUCCGCCAGACCGCCGGUGUAACGGAUCAAGAGCUGAACGAGCGACUCCGUAGUACAGCGCUUUACGCCGCGUUGCAGGCCGUCGCGCACAAAAAGGACCGCCCACAAGGCUACAAGCUCACACCGGAGGAGGCACUAGACAUCCCGCCUCAGGAAGAGAUCGAGCUGCGGUUGCCGAGCAUGUCUCCGGAGGAGAUCCUCGCCAUCGAGCGUGACUACGAGAGGGACAGCCGGGCGUUGCAGGACCUCGACUUGAUGGACAUCUACAGAAGCGUCGAGCAGAUUGCGAACCAAGAUCUUGGCCUUCCAGACAGCCCAUGA
Messenger RNA from Dichomitus squalens LYAD-421 SS1, 3576 nucleotides. RefSeq lists its product as uncharacterized. The record is from RefSeq and is a predicted model, not a curated record. Gene Ontology annotation, molecular function: protein binding; structural constituent of nuclear pore. Gene Ontology annotation, biological process: transcription-dependent tethering of RNA polymerase II gene DNA at nuclear periphery; poly(A)+ mRNA export from nucleus; protein import into nucleus. Lineage: Eukaryota; Fungi; Basidiomycota; Agaricomycetes; Polyporales; Polyporaceae. The coding region runs from base 1 to 3576 and encodes 1191 amino acids. The transcript is spliced from 19 exons. Gene Ontology annotation, cellular component: nuclear pore outer ring.